AUGUCACCUCUGGAAUGUUCUGAGUGUUUUGGUGACCAACUUCUGCAUAGGACCUAUACCUGGCACCUGACACUGCACUCAAGGCCACAUUUUACAAGAAAAAGAGAUACCAGAUUUGAAAACCUAGAAAUCCCAAUCAAUGUGGUUCUACCUCAGAGGGGCACGGCCGAGCCCUUCCUGAGACUCCACAACCUGUACUCCAGCCCGCGCUGCCCCAGGCAGGCCGCCCUGCCCAGGCCCAGCCGCAGGGUGGUCAGCCAGCACUCCUACCCGCUGAAUCGCUUCUCCUCUGUGCCCCUGGACCCCAUGGAGCGCCCCACCUCCCAGGCGGACCUGGAGCUGGACUACAACCCUCCCCGCGUGCAGCUCAGCGACGAGAUGUUCGUGUUUCAGGACGGGCGGUGGGUGAACGAGAACUGCCGCCUGCAGUCGCCCUACUUCUCCCCCACGUCGUCCUUCCACCACAAGCUGCACCACAAGCGGCUGGCCAAGGAGUACCUGCUGCAGGACGAGAACAAGUGCCUGCGGGAGGAGAACCGCGCCCUGCGCGAGGAGAACAAGACCCUCCGCAAGGAGAACAAGAUCCUGCAGGUCUUCUGGGAGGAGCAGAAGCUGUCGCCCGGCCGCGAGGACAGCCGGGCCUCGUCGCCGCUGCUGCGCAAGGACAGCGCGGUCCAGGAGGCGGCGAAGAAGGACCCGGCGCUGCAGGGGCACCGCAGCCAGGAGAACAGCGCCCUGCGGCUCCUGCGGGAGGAGAACCGCGCCCUGCAGCAGCUGCUGGAGCAGAGAAAGGCCUACUGGGUCCCGACGGAGGAGAAGCCCGGCCCCGCGGAGGAGAGCAACCCGGCCCCCUCGCCCCUGGAGGAGCCGCACGGCCCCGGGCUGCUGCCCGCCCCGGGCGCGGGCCUCUCCCCCUUCGAGGAGCCCAAGGGGCCCGCCCUGCGGGUGGAGAACCAGAGCCUGCAGGUCCUGCGCGAGGAGAACCGGCUCCUGCAGGAGGAGAACCGCGCGCUGCACGUGCUGCGCGAGGAGCACCGGCUGUUCCAGGAGGAGAACAAGGCGCUGUGGGAGAACAACAAGCUGAAGCUGCAGCAGAAGCUGGUCAUCGACACGGUGACCGAGGUCACCGCCCGCAUGGAGAUGCUCAUCGAGGAACUGUACGCCUUCAUGCCGGGCAAGAACAAGGACCCCAAGAAGCCCCCCAGGGUCUGA
This is a messenger RNA of Myotis davidii, 1212 nucleotides long. RefSeq names its product spermatid associated (gene CBY2). The record is from RefSeq and is a predicted model, not a curated record. Lineage: Eukaryota; Metazoa; Chordata; Mammalia; Chiroptera; Vespertilionidae. The transcript has 4 exons. Bases 1 to 1212 code for a protein of 403 amino acids.